CUCGAGGAAGAUGAGAGAAUGGAGCUGCGACGAAUCGCGACCGUCAUGUCGCAACGACGACGUGCUUCGCAAGCCAUUGAUCCGUCCGACAGCACAAUCGGCCUGGUUGACUUGGCACUCGAUCCGGAGAGCAAGUCUUUCGAUCUCGCAAAAUGGCUCCAAAACACCAUGAACAACCUCCAAGAGGAAGGCAUCAGCGUCAAACGAGCUGGUGUCGCGUACCAAAAGCUCACCGUCUCGGGCACUGGCGCGCCGCUUCAACUUCAGCAGACCGUCGGGUCGAUGCUUCAAGCUCCGCUUCGACUGGGCGAGCACUUCAGCUUCGGCAAGAAGGAGCCCAAGACGAUUCUUCACAAGUCAGAUGGCAUCUUGAGGAGCGGCGAGCUUUUGAUCGUCCUGGGCCGUCCGGGUUCGGGUUGCAGCACGCUGCUGAAGACCAUGACGGGCCAACUCGAGAGUCUGGGCAUCUCGGAUGAGUCCAUCAUCCAUUACAACGGCAUCCCGCAAAAGGAAAUGAUCAAGGAGUUCAAAGGCGAGACUACAUAUAAUCAAGAGGUCGACAAGCAUUUCCCCCAACUGACCGUCGGGCAAACGCUCGAGUUUGCCGCCGCGGCGCGAACACCGUCGAAUCGCAUGUACAACAUAUCUCGAGAGGAAUUUCGAACGCAGGCGGCAAAAAUCGUCAUGGCCGUUUGCGGGCUCACUCACACGUACAACACAAAAGUCGGCAAUGACUUCAUCCGCGGUGUUUCUGGCGGAGAACGAAAGCGCGUCAGCAUUGCUGAGAUGAUGCUCGCUGGAUCUCCGCUGGCUGCGUGGGACAACAGCACGCGAGGCCUUGAUUCCGCCACGGCCUUCAAGUUUGUCCAGUCGCUGCGACUGGCCGCCGACCUGGGAGGCAGCACGCAUGCGGUUGCCAUCUACCAGGCCAGCCAGGCCAUCUACGACCUGUUCGACAAGACCGUAGUGCUCUACGAAGGCCGCCAGAUCUUCUUCGGACCCGCCCAAGCCGCACGCCCGUACUUUGAGAAGAUGGGCUGGCAUUGUCCCCAGCGCCAGACAACUGGCGAUUUCCUCACCUCCGUGACCAACCCGCUGGAGCGUACCGCCAGUCCGGGCAUGGAGAACAAGGUCCCCCGAACGCCCGAGGACUUUGAGAAAUACUGGCUCCAGUCUCCCGAGCACGCAGCGCUCCAGCGAGAAGUCGAGCAGUACGAGGAAGAGUUUCCCGUUGACGCGAACGGCCACCACAUCGCCGUGAUGCGAGAAGGGAAAAACACCCGCCAGGCGAAGCAUGUCCGUCCCAAGUCCCCUUAUAUGAUCAGUCUUCCGAUGCAGGUUGGCUUGACCACCAAGCGGGCUUAUCAACGCAUCUGGAACGAUCUAUCCGCUACGGCUACGUCCGCCUUCAUUUCAUCUGUCUUGGCUCUCAUCAUCGGCUCGGUCUUCUACGGCACCCCGAAUACCACAGCCGGCUUCUACUCCAAAGGAUCGGUACUCUUUCAAGCCGUCUUGCUCAAUGCCCUGACUGCUAUUUCCGAGAUCAACAGCCUCUACUCCCAGCGUCCGAUUGUGGAAAAGCAUGCCUCGUACGCAUUCUAUCACCCCGCUGCAGAGGCAAUUGCCGGCAUUGUUGCGGACAUUCCUAUCAAAUUUGUGACAGCAACCGUCUUUAAUAUUGUGAUUUACUUCUUGGCUGGCCUUCGACGAGAAGCGGGGGCCUUUUUCCUCUACUUUCUGGUCUCCUACAUCGCAACCUUUGUCAUGAGUGCAAUCUUCAGAACGCUCGCGGCAGUUACGUCAACAGUCUCCAAGGCCAUGUCGCUUGCUGGAGUCAUGGUUCUCGCCUUGGUCAUGUACACUGGUUUCGUCAUCACCGUGCCGCAGAUGCACGACUGGUUUAGCUGGAUCCGAUGGAUCAACCCCAUCUACUACGCGUUUGAGAUGUUGAUCGCAAAUGAGUUUCACGGGCAGGAAUACGAUUGCGGUACAUUUGUCCCUCCGUAUUCACCGCAAGUGGGAGACUCGUGGAUCUGUUCCACGGUUGGUUCCGUUGCCGGGCAGCGAUUUGUUUCCGGCGACACCUUCAUCGAGACCAACUACGGGUAUUACCACUCUCACAUGUGGAGGAACUUUGGAAUUCUCCUCGGGUUCCUGUUCUUCUUCAUGAUUGUCUACUUCGUCGCCACUGAGCUCAAUUCGACCACCAGCAGUGCUGCAGAGGUCCUGAUCUUCAAGCGCGGCUCUGCCCCAGCAAGUCUCAAGAACGGAACCAACGUUGAUGCUGUGCUUGAUACUCCUGGCGGAAACACCGGAAGUCCCGCAGGUGCCCUGGAGUCAACUCAGACCGACAUUUUCACCUGGAGAGAUGUCAAAUACGAUGUCAACAUCAAGGGAACUCAACGGACGCUGCUGAAUAAUGUUUCUGGAUGGGUUAAGCCUGGAACCCUUACUGCUCUUAUGGGUGUCAGUGGAGCUGGCAAGACUACGCUUCUUGAUGUGUUGGCUCAGCGGACUACGAUGGGUGUCAUCACCGGUGACAUGUUUGUCAACGGCAAGCCGCUAAACGCCAGCUUCCAGCGCAAGACCGGCUACGUCCAGCAACAAGAUCUCCAUCUCGAAACAGCCACUGUCCGCGAGAGCCUCCGGUUCAGCGCCAUGCUCCGUCAACCAGCAACAGUAAGCAAAGAGGAAAAGUACAGCUAUGUGGAGGACGUCAUCGACAUGCUUAACAUGAGAGACUUUGCCGAUGCUGUUGUUGGUGUCCCCGGCGAAGGUCUCAAUAUCGAGCAGCGGAAACUACUUACCAUUGGUGUUGAGCUCGCGGCCAGGCCUAAGCUCCUCAUCUUCCUCGAUGAACCUACCAGCGGCCUCGACUCUCAGAGUUCUUGGGCUAUCUGUGCUUUCCUUCGCAAGCUCGCCGACGCAGGCCAGGCUGUUCUCUGUACUGUUCACCAACCUAGCGCCAUUCUGUUCCAGCAAUUCGACCGCCUGCUUUUCCUCGCCGCCGGCGGAAAGACAGUCUACUUUGGAGACAUUGGGUCGAACUCCAGAACCCUCCUCGACUACUUUGAGAGCAACGGAGCCCGCCAGUGUGACGACGAGGAGAACCCCGCCGAAUACAUGCUCGAGGUCGUCAAUCAAGGGACAAGCUCAAACGGCCAAGAUUGGCAUAGCAUCUGGCUGGGCAGUCAGGAGCGAGAAGCAGUCAUGCAGCACAUUGAGCAGAUUCAUGCCGACAAAGCCCACUCUGGCGUGGAUCAGGAAGAAGCCGGUGCCGACUCGGAGUUCGCAAUGCCUUUUGGUGUACAGGUUGCAGCGGUGACGACACGAGCCUUGCAACAAUACUGGCGAACGCCCAGUUAUGUGUUUGCUAAAUUUCUGCUUGGCCUUGCCGCCGGACUCUUCAUCGGAUUUUCAUUCUACGACACAAAGGGCACGCUGGCCGGCAUGCAGAAUGUCAUCUUCGCCAUAUUCAUGGUCAUCACCAUCUUCUCGACCAUCGUGCAACAGAUUCAACCCUACUUUUUGACACAGCGCGCCCUCUACGAAGUCCGUGAGCGGCCGAGCAAAGCGUAUUCGUGGAAAGCAUUCAUGAUUGCCAACGUUUGCGUUGAGAUCCCUUACCAGAUCGUCACUGCCAUCAUCAUUUACGCCUGUCUCGUCUACCCCGUCGUUGGAGUACAGAGCUCUGCACGACAAGGGCUUGUCUUGCUCUUCAUGAUUCAGCUGUUGCUCUACGCAUCCUCUUUUGCGCAAAUGACCGUGGCCGCCCUCCCUGACGCGCAGACAGCCUCCGGCAUUGUUACUCUUCUGGUGCUUAUGAGCCUGACGUUCUGCGGUGUCUUGCAGACGCCCGAUGCUUUCCCAGGCUUUUGGAUCUUCAUGUAUCGCGUCUCGCCCUUUACGUAUUGGGUCAGCGGCAUUGUCUCGACGCUGUUGCACGACCGGCCCGUUGAGUGCUCUGUCGACGAAACCUCCGUUUUCAACCCGCCGCAAGGUCAAACCUGUGGCGAAUAUCUCUCUGCCUUUUUGAGCGAGGCUGCCGGUUCACUACAAAACCCGGAAGAUACCGAACAGUGCCGCUACUGCUCAUUAACCGUCGCAGAUCAGUAUCUUGCGGGGAACAAGAUUGUUUACACCGAACGAUGGAGGAAUUUCGGAAUCAUGUGGGCCUUCAUUUUGUUCAACGUUUUCAUUGCUGUGGUGACUUACUACGCGUUCCGAGUCAAGACAUGGAACUUCAAGUUUGGAAAGAAGAAGACGGCCUGAGACAAAGAGUGUCGCGGGCAGCACUCAUUAAUUCAAUAAUAAUUAGAUCCUGGAGCAAAUAGAACUGGAAUUUGGUUUCUUCUG
This is a messenger RNA of Ilyonectria robusta, 4356 nucleotides long. RefSeq names its product ABC-2 type transporter-domain-containing protein. Gene Ontology annotation, cellular component: membrane. Lineage: Eukaryota; Fungi; Ascomycota; Sordariomycetes; Hypocreales; Nectriaceae. Gene Ontology annotation, biological process: transmembrane transport. Gene Ontology annotation, molecular function: ABC-type transporter activity; ATP binding; ATP hydrolysis activity. The record is from RefSeq and is a predicted model, not a curated record. The coding region runs from base 19 to 4272 and encodes 1417 amino acids. The transcript has 5 exons.